CGAAAAAGAAAGACAGAGAGACACAGAAGACGAAGGAGGAAAGUACAGUAAGACGGAAAGUCUCAACUUCUAUUUUACUUUCGCUUCCACUUCAAGUGUUUGUCUGCUACAUUUUGUCUCCACUUUCUCUCUGACAAAUCUUCUUCCAUGAUAACAGAUCUCGAGUACGCAUUUCUUAUCGCUUCACCACACUUUAUCUCCUUAGCUUCUUGAGCAGAGACGAUAAUCGAUAAACUCGCAAUCUCAGAAAAUCCUUGGAAUUUGUUUCUUCGUAUGAACUCUUCUCUUCCUUAGGAGGUUUGUUAUCACUGUGUGUUGAAUGGAAAUGCAAGAGGAUAGCUUGUGGAGUUUGUAUCCUGUACACGAUAUUGAUACGGCCUUAACGAAUAGAUUAGUCUACUGUGAUCUUUAUUUGAGACAGUACAAGGAAACAUUGAAACAGACCAUGCUUGGCCAAGAAUCUGUCUUUGAAACUCAGAUCUACGAGCUUCAUCGUCUGUAUCAAAGGCAGAAGGAUCUGAUGAUGGACAUGGAGGAAACUCAACAUUUAUUCCCAAAUGCCGGGGUCUCUAGUCCUAGAAGAAGUAGACACUGGAUGGGUUCAAGCAUCUCUACAUCUAAAACCAGCGUUUGGCCACCAGAAGACCCAUCUGCCAAGAUUGAUGAAGCUGGUAUUUCUGGAAAUGAGAUUGGUAAGUCUGGAGAGAAGGUCUUGGAUUUUGAAUUACCAUCUUACGGGUAUCGUGAUAUAUGGGAAGAAGAAGGUUCAAAGAAUGGAGAAUUCCUUGAAGUUCCGUACUUUCCUAAAGAUCAAUCUACAAGAAGCAGGUCUCUCGAAUCAGUUCUCCAGCCGGAAAGUGUGCAGGAUUUACCUGAUUUGUCAAGUUUCAAAUGUAUACUCGAUUUAAAUGAACCUUCCAGUAUCGAGGAACAUUCAGAUUAUGAGCUUAAUCAGUUCCCUACUCCAGCCCAAACAAGGAGUGAAAGAGCAGAACGUUCACCUGGAGAAGAAUGUCAAGCUGAGAAUGGAAUUGACUUGAAUAUGUCUCCCCUUUCACCUGAAGAAGAAGUACCUAUAGAAUCUGAGCAACCCCGAGAGCUUGUUUCAGCUUCAUUGCACGGAAAACACGGAUCAGAACCGUCAAGAUCGUUAGUUCUAGCGCUCCCAUGUUUGGAAACCAUUUCACUCUUCCACACACGUUGCUCACAGCCAAGGAAGAAAGCUAAACGUGGAGCAAAAUAUGUUAAAAAAAAUCCUCGCACCAAAUCCCGGAAAGGCUCAAAUCUUGACUCGAACUUCGGUGUUAAUGAAGAUGCCUCAUACAUCCCUGAAUCUGCCCAUAAUCUGGAGGAAGUUAGUUCAAGUUCACAGCCUGAGUUUAAGAGAAAAUGUUGUAAACCACAAGUAGAACCAGACAAGGUUAUGAGAAAGAGUUCAAGAACUAAAUCAAAGGCCAGAGGGAGCUUUCUUGUUAGAGAGGAAGAGGAACAAGAAAAAUCUGUAGCAGCAGCAGACGCUAUAGUUGAUAUGUCAUUAUCAGAUUCAGCUAGAAAGUCAAGCAUCAAAACCUCUGAUUGUAUCACUCCUCUGCAUUGGUUUGCUAGAAUCGCAUCUUCGGUUGUUGAGGACUCAAAGAGUGAAGUUGGAUUAUCAGUGCCCGGAUUCAACUCUAGUAACAAUGACUAUCCCGAGGCAAUGACACUGCAGCUAACAGAGAUGAAGUCAGAGGAGCAAAGAACAAACACUCCAGUCUAUAACUUUGCUACUCCUAAACACAAGAGGACCCUGCACAGUCGAGGAAAGCGUCAACAACACAACGAGUUUCUCCCGAGCCUAAGCACUUUUAACGGAAACAAAGCCUCUAAGGUUCUACAGAAGAUAGAAAGGCCAAGUGAAGCUACUGAGACGAAUGAUGCUCACUCAAGCUAUAUGGUAAUCGAUUGGGGAACCGUAACAAAACGAAGAAGAGGCAUCAGAAGUCCUGCCUGCUAAUACCAAAGCUUACAUACCUUUUUUGCUUUCAGAUUCUUGAAGAAUCAAAGUCUAGUUACAGUAAUCACACCACAUAGGAGAUAUAUACUAAAACAGUGAAACUUUUGGGUUUUUGCUUUUUACAAGUUCAUCAAAAAGAAGAUGAAUUUGUAAGCUAGAUGGUACUUCAAAAAAGAAGUUUACAUACAAAUAUACUACAGA
Arabidopsis thaliana (thale cress) is the source of this 2194-nucleotide messenger RNA. RefSeq lists its product as uncharacterized. Bases 320 to 1993 code for a protein of 557 amino acids. The record is from RefSeq and is marked reviewed. Lineage: Eukaryota; Viridiplantae; Streptophyta; Magnoliopsida; Brassicales; Brassicaceae. The transcript has 4 exons.